AUGUUUACCGAUAUUCAACCUUCUGUGGAAGGUUUGGCCUCCUAUGUGGAGAAAGACCGUCUGUUGGACGACAAACCCAACUUGUACCCAAUCUUUAAGUACAUGGCUACUGAGGACUUGACAGUUCAUCUGGCCUACUUGAAGCUUGCCGACUUGAACAAUUCUGACCGCUCGGUAUCGUUUAUGUUUGAAUCCUCUGUUAACGGAGACUCUGUGGACCGUUAUUCAUUCAUUGGUAUUAGUCCCCGGAAAAUCAUCAAAACAGGCGAUGACGCCAGCGUUUACCCCGAUGGCUUCUGCAACGUGGACCCAAUCACUAUUUUGGAAAAAGAGUUGUCACAAUAUAAGCAGGCACAGCUUCCAGGUUUGCCCAUGUUGAGUGGAGGAGCCGUUGGAUACAUUUCUUACGACUGUAUCAAGUACUUCGAGCCUAAGACCCGCCGCCCGUUGAAGGACACCUUGAAGGUACCAGAGGCAGUGUUGAUGCUCUGUGACCUAAUAGUGGCAUACGACCACGUCUACCAGAGAUUUCAGAUCAUCAACAACGUUAAGGUGGACGACAACACCAACUUGGAGGAAGCAUAUGAAGCAGCAGCGGAAGAGAUCGCCAAGGUGGAGGCCAAGUUGAAGGAGCACAAGACUUGGGAGCAAUUGAACCCCAUCCAGCCACCUAUCAAGCCUAACCAGACAUUCACCUCUAAUAUUGGCCAAGAAGGUUACGAGCUGCAUGUCACCAAGUUGAAGGAGCACAUCAAGCUUGGAGAUGUGAUUCAAGCUGUGCCCUCGCAGAGAGUGGCCAGACCUACGUCUUUGCAUCCAUUCAACAUCUACCGUCACUUGAGAACCGUCAACCCUUCGCCCUACUUGUUCUACAUUGACUUGCUUGAUUUCCAGAUCAUUGGAGCCUCGCCAGAGCUUUUGGUCAAAUGUGACAGUAAGAGCAAAAUCGUGACGCAUCCAAUUGCUGGAACUAUUCAGAGAGGAAAGACUAACGAGGAAGACGAGCAGAAUGCGCAGAUCUUGAGAUCGAGCUUGAAGGACCGUGCAGAGCACAUCAUGUUGGUGGAUUUGGCCCGUAACGAUGUCAACAGAGUUUGUACUCCCGAAAGUAACCGUGUGGAGAGAUUGUUGACCAUUCAGAGAUUCUCGCAUGUGAUGCAUCUCGUUUCUGAGGUGACCGGAACUUUAAGAAGCGACAAGACCAGAUUUGAUGCCUUCAGAUCCAUUUUUCCCGCUGGAACUGUGAGUGGAGCUCCUAAGGUCAAGGCAAUGGAGAUCAUUGGCGACUUGGAGAAGGAGAAGAGAGGUGUUUACGCUGGAGCUGUUGGCCACUGGGGCUACGACGGUAAGACGAUGGACACAUGCAUUGCGUUAAGAACAAUGUUGUUCAAGGAUGGUGUUGCAUACUUGCAAGCUGGAGGAGGAAUUGUUUUCGACAGUGAUGAGUACGACGAGUACAUGGAGACGAUGAACAAGAUGAGAGCCAACAACAAUACAAUUGUUGAGGCAGAGAAAAUCUGGAUCCAGAAGGUUGGAAGCGAGUAG
This is a messenger RNA of Sungouiella intermedia, 1545 nucleotides long. The record is from the annotation of a GenBank genome assembly. Lineage: Eukaryota; Fungi; Ascomycota; Pichiomycetes; Serinales; Metschnikowiaceae.